GAUUCUCUAUGGAAAAAUGCUCCACAAGACGGGCAAGGACUCUGCUGGGAAGGGGCACAGUCAGUUCCGCAAAGCCAUUGUUUUUUGCUUUCUGGCAGGCUGCCAGCAGCAUGAACUCAAAAUUUUCAUGGAUCUCAUAUUUCAACCUUUUGUCAACUUUGCAACUGGUGAUGCUCUUAGUGCUCUAAGAGCAGCUGUAGCUUCAGUUGAUCUCAGUAAGAUGGUGCCUCUCAGGAAACAACAAGGUCUUUUGAACACAAUGGAUGUCAUCUUCAGUAAGCUUGGCAAUCUAAUAGACAGCUACCUGCCCACCAUGUAUCAGAUCUUGGUGUGUCUGGCUGGUGUCUGCGUCCAUGUGCUGGACAGGAGGGUGGACAUCCAUCCCAAGGCUAUCAACACACUAAAGACACUCAGGCAGCUGACCAUUAACAGAAUUACUCAGUUCUUCUCAUCCUUUGACAACUACUCAUUUAGCUGGCGAGACAUAGAUGCUGUGUUUGAGGCAGUGGUGUGGCCCCAGGUAGAGAGGCUGCCACAUGAAAGUCUGAGCCAUCCAACGCCAUUGCUCAAAUUGAUCUGCGCCUGGAGCCAGAGUGUCAGGUAUCUCCCUCUCCUUGGAAAGCAUCAGUCAGGGAACAAACAGCUUACCCCUCUUAAGUAUGUGUUCCAACUACUGGUGGCCCCAACAGCCAGUAGCACAGUGACCAACAUGAUAGUGGACAUAAUCGAGCACCUGUUGACCCUGGAGGAGAAAGAUGAGGAGGAAGAAGAGAUGGAGGGAAUGGUAAAACACAGGAUUACUGAUCUGGAGGUUCAUGACCUGGUAGUAGCACCACAGGCUGAACAGAUAGGAGAACCUACUAAGUAUGGAUGUAGACUGCUGCUACCACAUGUGCCAAUCAUUCUACAAUAUUUGAAACAAAUUGUUGAAAACUUGGUAAAACAAUCCUUGAAGAAGAGAGCUUUUCCGACCAGAGACCUCAACAUUUUAUCAAGGCUGAGUGCCUUUGUGAAGGAUUCAGACCAAAGUGCCACACUGAUCCAGCUGUUGCUUCCAUUUUUGGAAAGGAAUAUCACCAGAACCCAGGACGUUGAGGUGGAUAUUCUGCAGACAGUGGCAAAUCUCAUUAGACUGGUAGAUGAUCCAAAGGAAUUUGUUCCUCCUUUGUGCAAAUUAUUCUCCUCUUUACAUUCUCGAGUCUCCAGAACAGCUUUAUGUCACGUACUGAAGUGCAUUUCAGAGAGAGAUGAAAGCAUAAGCAUAAUGGCUGAUAUUGUGCACAAGCUGAAUGCAUGGGAUGCAAGGCGGGUUGAAGAACCAGACUAUAUGACCAGAUUAGAUGCUUAUAAAGAGAUCAACCACAUUAUCCAAAAAAUGGAGCCUAGUGUGCAGUUUUUGAGAAUGAUCAUUUAUAACUGCUGUUUCUGUAUAGGCAAUGUGGAUGACCUUUCUUUGAGAGACAAUGCUUCAUUCACCCUUCAAGAAAUGGUUAAGACAUUGGCCAGUAAAAACUGUGAUAAUGAAGUCUUUGUGGAAGUUGUCCUAGACACACUUAUACCAGAGAUUAAGCUAGGACUGAAAAACAAGACUGAGGUGGUGAGACAUGAAAUGCUCAAUCUUUUUUCUCUGGUAGUCAGACAUUUCCAAACUCAGCCAAAGUUCGCAGACUUUCUGGCCUUAACAAACGAAGACUUGGAAGUGGACUUCUUUGAGAAUAUCAGACAUAUACAGAUCUUCCACUUUUGGUAA
Lingula anatina is the source of this 1750-nucleotide messenger RNA. RefSeq names its product small subunit processome component 20 homolog. NCBI's taxonomy places the organism in Eukaryota, Metazoa, Brachiopoda, Lingulata, Lingulida, Lingulidae. The record is from RefSeq and is a predicted model, not a curated record. Gene Ontology annotation, cellular component: small-subunit processome; nucleolus; 90S preribosome.